AUCUUCACCAUCACCAACAAAUUCAUAGCAACACUUGCAGAGUGAAGCCCCUUCCUUCCUCCACGGGCCAUAAUCGAAGCUAGAAAAUGGCGAGUGUCACAACUACAUGGAGCAUGUCGUCUCUAAAAUCGUCACUUCCUUCGAUUUCCAGAUCGAAUUCUUCAAUUCGCUGUUCAUUCCGACCCCCAAAUGCCACUCGGUUUAGACCUAAUUCGAAGCCUGUUUUUGGAUCUUUUCUUGGUCUCUCCCCUCUUAACCCUCUUCUGAAUCUCACUUCAGGAAAUAAUGGUAAUGAGCAUAAUUUCACCACUAUUGACAACGGUGGCCGUGUCUCUGCCAUGAGACACGGAAGGCGAGUGCCGAAGCUUAACCGCCCUCCUGACCAGCGCAAAGCACUCCUCCGUGGCCUAACGACUCAACUCUUGAAGCACGGUCGGAUCAAAACCACCCGAGCAAGGGCUAGUGCCGUGAGAAAGUAUGUAGACAAAAUGAUCACCCUGGCUAAAGAAGGUUCGCUUCAUAAAAGGCGACAAGCCCUCGGGUUCAUCUACGAAAAGCAAAUCGUCCAUGCGUUGUUUGCGGAGGUCCCUGAAAGGUACGGUGAAAGGAAUGGAGGGUAUACUAGAAUUAUAAGAACUUUACCUAGGAGAGGGGAUAAUGCACCUAUGGCGUAUAUUGAGCUCGUUUAGUUUAAUUUCUAUUGUCGGUCUUAUUUCUGUAAUGUUUAUUGUUUACGCUCCUUUUUGACCUUUUUAUUGGUGUAUAAUACGAUUUUGAAUGUGUUCUUAUGGCGGUCCGUUAACGAUGUUGUUGACUA
Molecule: messenger RNA, 817 nt
Organism: Cynara cardunculus var. scolymus (artichoke)
Lineage: Eukaryota; Viridiplantae; Streptophyta; Magnoliopsida; Asterales; Asteraceae
Product: 50S ribosomal protein L17, chloroplastic
Exons: 2
Coding region: 87-689 (200 amino acids)
Biological process (GO): translation
Cellular component (GO): cytosolic large ribosomal subunit; ribosome
Molecular function (GO): structural constituent of ribosome
Source: RefSeq, a predicted model, not a curated record